Gryllus bimaculatus (two-spotted cricket) is the source of this 630-nucleotide messenger RNA. Lineage: Eukaryota; Metazoa; Arthropoda; Insecta; Orthoptera; Gryllidae. The record is from the annotation of a GenBank genome assembly.
AUGAACUUAAAAUUAGAUAAGGUGGGUCCGGAAGAGGAAGCGGGCCCGUUUGAUGCCCGUGAGGGGGCGGGGGCGGCAGGGACGGCGCGGCCGGGCCCGGGCAGGGGCCCCGGCGGGCCACCAGUUGCUGGCGGGCGGGGGCGGCGGCGCGUGCGCGGGGGGCGGGCGGCGCUGGCGGCCUGGCCUGGCCUCGCCGCGCCUCGACUCGCGUGGCUGGCGCUGCUGCGCGGCGCUGCGACGCGGUGGCCGUGCCGCGCCGGCGCCGCGCGCCGCCAGUCGGACGCGGACCUGCGCGCGCGCGCCACGCGACGCGACGCUACAGCGACGUGCGAACGCAGAGCGGGCGGCGGCGGCAACGGCGCCUGCUGCGAGGACUGCACGGCCACCGCGCUCACAGCGAGCGAUUGCCUCACGCACCACAAGCGUAAGGAUCGAAGUGAAGCGGCGGGCGGGGGCCAUAUCCCGGCGCCAGCGCGCGGCACUCCAGUCACCGGGCCAGCGAUGGCCGGCGCACCUCAAAGGCUGCGGGCCGGCCACGUCCGCUCCACGGGCAAGGCCGUCUCCAUUCAUCAUUUAGUAGGAAAUGUAGGCUACGCGAACGAAUUACCUCAUGUGUUUCAAGCGAAGUGA